This is a messenger RNA of Nicotiana tabacum (common tobacco), 1701 nucleotides long. The record is from RefSeq and is a predicted model, not a curated record. Lineage: Eukaryota; Viridiplantae; Streptophyta; Magnoliopsida; Solanales; Solanaceae.
GAGUAAUAAUAAAGAAAAAGGAGAGAAAGAAAGGGAUAGAAAGACAAAAGUUGUCAAAACCCCAUGAUUCAAAAUUCUCUCCCUUCUCUCUCGUCCUCUAAAUAACUAUAGCUACUCUUUUUUCUUUCCUCUAGAUAAUCAGGAGUAGGAAGACCUCUCAAACAAGACUUGCUUGGGAUCUUCAGGAAAAGUAUAUUGGAAAGAAAAGCAUAUGAAGUAAUUAAAAGGAAUUAGUGGUAGCUAGCUGCCCGGAAGAAUAGAGUGAAAAAAGAUAGAGAAAUGCAUAGAGGUGUUAUGCAGAAAUCACCAGUGCAGCAAAUGAUGGGUGGAAGCCCUAACUGGUGGAAUAUCAAUAACAUGAGGCCUCCCAUAUCUCAUCAACAAAUUGCUGCUACUGUUCCUUCCUUGUUGGCUCCUAAUAAUAAUCAUUUCUCUCCAACAGUGGCACUUCCUUCUUCUUCUUCUUCUUCACUGCCUCCAUGGAAUGAUAACCAAGAACAGCUUCCAGAAUCAUGGAGCCAAUUACUUCUUGGAGGCUUGGUGGGGGAAGAAGAGAAGUCAGUACAUCUGAGCAAUAUGCAGGCUGUCAAGUCGAAGUUGGAGAAUAAUUGGGAAGAACAGUCGACGUUCCUGAGCCAGGCAGCUGAUUCUGUUAUAGAUGUAAAUCAGAAAAACUUCAUGUAUGAACAUGUCAAUAAUGUGGACUUCCAUCACCAGACAGAAAUUACUGGUAAACCUACUUGGUCACACAUGAUGCCACUCUCAUCUCCCAAGUCUUGUGUCACAACUUUGAGCAGUAACAUGCUCGAUUUCUCUAACAAGUCGGAUACAAGACACCCACCUCCUGAUCAUUCAUCUGAGUGCAACAGUAGAGCUACAAGCGGGGCACCUAAUAAGAAAGCUAGGGUUCAACCAUCUUCAACUCAGUCUACCAAGGUGAGAAAGGAAAAAUUGGGGGACAGGAUAACAGCCCUUCACCAACUUGUUUCCCCAUUUGGGAAGACUGACACAGCUUCUGUCCUGUUGGAAGCUAUAGGGUACAUCGGAUUCCUUCAGAGCCAAAUUGAGGCCCUUAGCUUGCCGUACCUGGGCAGUGGAUCAGGAAACAUGAGGCAGCAACAUCAACAAUCUGUUCAGGAGAGGAAUAGUUUAUUUCCUGAAGACCCUGGUCAGCUAUCGAAUGACAACUGCCUGAAGAGGAAGGCAACUAGUGAGCAGGAUUAUCAUGAAGAAUCAAAGGACCUAAGGAGUAGAGGGUUGUGUCUGGUUCCAUUAUCAUGCACACUGCAAGUUGGGAGUGACAAUGGAGCAGAUUAUUGGGCUCCGGCAUUCGGAGGAGGUUUCCGGUGAAUGGUAAAAACAAGAACUUGGUCAUGUACGGCACACUAAGACCAAAAAGAAACCAAGUUGCACCAAAUUAUUAAGUACUAGCUAUAACAUCAUGAUCACUCAAUCUGCUAAAAUCUAAGGUUGAUUGCUUAUGAUGCUAUGCAUUUUCUGCUGAAUUAGUUGACCAUGCAACGGUGUGCUGUAAUAUUACAUAGUUAAGCUUACUAUUUGGCUUAGAACUCAGUAACUAUGGUCUAAUUCUUUUCCUUUUCAUCGGCAAGUACAAUGAUCAUUUCAUGAAUUAAUGUAUAUGCCAUUCCUCUAUGAUUAGUACUCAUUUUUAUGCUGCUCUUAUGCAGCAUCUCCUCUUUA